Molecule: messenger RNA, 31908 nt
Organism: Lymnaea stagnalis (great pond snail)
Lineage: Eukaryota; Metazoa; Mollusca; Gastropoda; Lymnaeidae
Source: the annotation of a GenBank genome assembly
AUGCCCGGACAGGUCGUAUGGACGGACCAGUUUUCUACCCUACUCACCUUUGAGGAGAGGAGAAUCAUAGAUGAUGAAAGGUGAGUAGACAACGUUGUUUAUUUUGUAGAUAGUGUUCAAUCAGUCAAGAAAAACAAUGAUUGACUAAUUCAAUAACAUUAGGUUAAAUAUACUGAGGGGUUUGGUUCAAAGACCAAUGCACUUGUGCACCUCACCACCUUGAACAACUGUGUGCUACAUUAUAAUGCCAGUGUAAUUAGGUAUGAUAUGGUUAUGACAAAUAUACUACACACAGUAAAUAUAAUUUAAUUUAGAAAGACUCAAUUUUUUUUAGCCACAGGGUAGAAGGUCUCACUUUUUGCAUCCUGUUAUCAUGUCUACUUUUUUUUUUGGCCUUUUAUCCCUUUUUGCUUCAGGCUAGAAUGUCUAAUUUUGUUGCCAUCAGAUUAGAAAGUCGCAUCCUCUAUCUCAAUUUAGACAAUUCAAAAACUACAACAUUGCAACAUUUGCAACAAUAUCAUCACCAAAUUAUAAAAAUAAUAAGAAGAAAUAAGACAUGCCCCCCACCUCCAAAAAAACCUAACAUCUUAAAAUAAAAAUAAUCUCCCACUCGUAACAAACGGGAAAUACUAUCUCAAAAUGAAACCCUGAUCCCACGAAGAAGCGAAACGAAAUUGAAUUCAUUCUGUAAGACAUAUAAAUAAGUUACGGUAGAAAAACUAUACAGUCGUUAUAAGAAAUGAACCUCAUUAAUCAGUCCAAUAUCACUAUGUUCUAUUGUCUAGACUCAGUGUUGAAAGACCGUACACACGAGACUGGAAUCUCCACAUACGAGAAGUCCGUUACAGCGAUCAAGGGAUCUACAACUGUCAAAUCAACACCAGCCCCAUCAUGAUAAAAACAAUCAACUUAAUAGUCCAAGGUGAGUGGUAAGAGUUGGUAAACUUAACAUAGGCAAUCUAGAAGAUAUUAUAUGUGUGGGGGAUGUUUGUGUGUGUAAAAACAUAGGCAAUCUGGUAGAGCUUACCUGUGUGGGGGAUGUUUGUGUGUAGAAAAAGUGUCUUUAAAAAGCGGUCUAAACUGAGACAACCCGAAGCUAGUGGAAUCCCCAGAAAACGCUUAAACAAGCAAACACAUCACCAGCACCCCGGAUGAAUGGGACUCUUUAACCUUGGAUGACAACUCAUCUUAGAGAAGGCGAAAUCUGAAAGCAAACCCAGAGAUGGACUGUCUAUGCAAUGUGACAUUGACGCAAUGAAACUUAAGACGACUCCUGCGACGUACACCUCAUAAAGAGCAGAGUGAAACACGCACACACUGCUGGUCAUCUACUGCAUCCUGGCGUAGUUCCAGUCGCCUUGACCUAAGUCUUUUAUGGGCUCAAAUAGACAAGGGCGAGAGGGUGAGGCCGACGAAUUGAGCAUCUCUCCGUCACUUUAAACACAAUACAGCUCAAGUCGAGGCUGCUCAAGCCGUAGAUGUCCUUCAAAGGACGAACAACAAAGGCACAAAUAAAACAUUCAAUGUCAUUUUAAAACUGACGAUUUGUAAACGUGCUUAAUAUGUCACAUAAUUUAUGUUACUAAGAUCAACAUGAUACGUUGUUAUUUACAUGGAAACUGUCAAAGAAAACCACCGCUAACAACCUUCACCUUGGUAAAGUGAUUUUUCUGUAUUUUUUUUUAUUAAAGGAGACAGCAUAACUUGUUAACUUGAAUUUUUUUUUCUUUUUUGGAGAAAUUAUUGGACAAAGAAUUACAAUACCCCAUUCGAAAAUUCCAUUAUGCAGCAUUUCAAUUACGACCUGUUACUUCGUAUCGGGCUAUUUAUGCAAACAUCACUGCACACAUUAUAGAUCCUAAUUAGUUUUUAAAAAAAAUUAAUAUUCUGACUUGUCUUUAAUUCAAUAUAUAUAAAAAAUAAUACAUUUGUUUUUUUUUUUAUUAAUGUAUUUGUAAUUUGCAUCGUGUCCUUUGUCUCAAGUCACGUGUUGUCUCGUUACAACCAGGUGUUUAUUGUUAGGUCACUACGAGACACUUCUCACGGGCUAGUUACGUCCACUCAUUUAUGUGACCCAUUGUUUGGGGGGCGGGAGGUAUUGGAUGUCUUGACCUAUGGUCGCACUCUCGACCUAUUCAUUGGUAAAAAAAAACAUGUGGUCAGUUUUAACAACUUUCCCGACUCAUUUACAAAUUGGACACGUUCCCACUUCCCCCCCCCCCGCUGAUGUCACCUUCCAGUCAAGCCGGUGGCCAAGAACAAAAGUCCAAGUGGCGGUCUUGUUGGGCUCUAUCGACCACAUGACCAUUCCACGUGACCACGUGACCACUUCAUGGGGCCGCUUGACCACUCCAUGGGACCGCACAGCUGUUUCCAGGAAUCUAAUUUGUAGAGCGCUUUACGCAUCUUGUGCCAAUACGUCACUUACAAUUUCACUUUACCAAGACCCCCCCCACCCAACCCCCUCCUCCCCAGGGUACUUAAACCCACGAGCGUGUGCUUCUUAGGUGCCUGGAGGUCGGACCUCGCAUGGUGAAAGUUAAGCCGUUGUUUGACAAUAUGGAGUAUAGAGAUUAGCAGUGUUACUUUCUUAGAUGUGUGUAUCGUCCAGGCAAUGGGUGUUUUCUGGGUAGUCUGUAGGGUGGUCUCACUUGAACGCAUGGUACAUCCGGUAGACUUUUGAAGCCAGCUCUAUGAAAUAAACUACAAAAUAUACCACUACGCUCAGGUCUGGGGGUACUUAAGCUUUGGGGCGCCUAUGGACAACCCGGCCCCCGAUAACACCGUGAAUUUGCUAAUUUUCGAGGUCAGUAAAAAAUGGACCUACUUGGCAUUGAGAGUAAUGCGUAGGAGUAUGAGCCAAUGACGUCAGUGAAUAAAUAAGAAUAAAUAACUGGCAUUAAAAUGCAUGACGUCAUUCGCCAAUGUCUCUAUCUUCCAGGGGAAUGACCGACUUUAAUUUUUUCAAAUCUGUGAUAGUGAUAUGAGACUCGUUUUAAACGGAUUCUAACAAAAACUGUGAAGGUAUAAAAAAUGUGGACAUCACACGAAUACUUUACAUGAUUGAAACUGGAAUGGGCUGAACGUUACCAGCUAAGACCAGCUCUGACCGCCAUCUUUCCCGUGCAGUCUCUGACCGCCAUCUUUGACUUACGUCUCUGACCACCAUCUUUUCCUUACGUCUCUGACCGCAUCUUUGCCUUGCGUCUCUGGCCAUCUUUGCCUUGCUUCUCUGACGGCCAUCUUUGCCUUACGUCUCUGACCGUCAUCUUUGCCUUACGUCUCUGACCGCCACCCUUGCCUUGCGUCUCUGACGGCCUGCUUUGCCUUGCGUCUCUGACGGCCAUCUUUGCCUUAUAGUGAGAAUUAAAUAAAGUCGUGUUCCUUAAUUAUAGCUGCUAUCCCCAAGGGUGCAGUGUCGAGGGCUGGAACUAUUGGGAGUAUCGCAUUAUCAUACUGUGUAGUAAAAGGAAGUAACCGGGUUCCUUAGUUAACAAGUUUAGUGAUAGUUUACGGGCUCGCUCUACAUGCACGGCCACAUACUCACAGUGAAGGCGGCAUAUCAGCUAGUCUAAAAUGUGGUAUUAAUAGUUUGUUGUUAGGUCACUCAAUACUUUGUUUACAACCUGCAUACUUAAAUAUGUCAUUUUCAUCCGUCAUUAUCCGGGUAAUUUUGGUCUACAUCUUUUAUUUACUUUUUGCUAACUUCUACUUAAGAACCUCCUUUGACUCUACAACACAAAUAGAUAAAUGCACAUUUUUGUCUUUUGUAGAUUCAACAUCUUUCUGUUAACUGAUAUCCCAUCAAGGUGUUAUUUUUAGUAAAGGUCAGAUGCAAAAUGUAUUUAAGAAAAAAUUUUUUUUUUUACCAAGAUGACCAGUUCACUUUCAUUUCUCACUCUAAAGAAGAAGCGAACAGUCUGUCAUUAUAUAUCAAUCUGUUAAACAACAUAUUGAAUGUAUGGUUAAAUGUAUGUUGAUAUGUCGUGUACUUGAUAGAAAGGAAACAUCGUAGAGCCCCUAGUUGAAUAGUGUUUUGGUAAACAGAACUGAGGUGAUAUACAUGAACUGGCUGGCAGUGCUUGCUUCGUAUAUCACAGUGGAGCUACAUCACUUCAUUCCUAGUUUUCCCACUCAAGAUUUUAUUAAAAUACAGUGUAAUGAUUUUUUUUCUUUCUUUAAUACUUGUUAAUAAUAUUUAAUUUUAUGAUCAAUAUUUCUCAUCGCAAUUCAUCUCAUUUCUGGAAAAAAACAACAACCGAGCUCAAAAGUGUUUGCAUGGAACUGUGUACUUGACAGUUCCAGUGACGUGGUGUUUGGUUGUUAUAGGCAUACGCAUCUACCAGCAGGCCAGGUGUCGGCUCCUGGGCCGUAGUUUGUCGACCACUGGUAUAGAAUACAGAACACCUGUUGGAAUGACUGGUAUUUGUAUGCCAUGAGUCAUGGUCAGGUGUUCGACACACCAUACAACAUACAUAAAACCUAUGGGGUGUAUCAUUCUUAGAAUACAUGAAUGUGAUACACUGUAGAUGAUAAUCAUACUAUUAUGUUUCAAAAUGUAUUCUCUGAAUAUGAAACAAGAAGCAUGGGAUUCAUUUUAAAGUAAUUUGAUCAAGUUGGACUGAAUAAAUUUAUAUGUUUUUUGAUCAGGCUUUUAUCAUUAUACUAGCCAAAAUACCCGCCUUUUCUGGAGUUCGUAUUCGGAAAAAAAAUAUAUAUCAUAAAGCGUUGACACCUAUUCAAAAACACUUGGCUAAAGUAACCAUUAAAAUUUUAAUUUUUUCAUAUAAAAGGCCAGAUUUAUAGUAAUUCCUGUAAAAAAUAGAAUUUUGGGCCCAUCCUGUUUCAGUUAAUAUUCCUCAAACCGGAGUGCCUACCAUUGUACAGUUGUAAUGUAGGUUGGCUGAAAGGUAUUGUGACUGAUUUGGGACUAAAUCAAACACCUUAUAAUAUACUAUAUAAAGUUGAUAAAUAGAAAUAACCAAAAGAAAAAACCUAACCUCUAGGUACCCCCCCCCCCAAAGUACCAAUUAUGCAUACCCCAAUGAACUGCAUGAUAAUUAUAAUGUACUAUUUUUUUAAAAGCAGGUAAAAUUAAACUUUAUUUAAAAUGUCUGCAGCAAGCAAAAGCGCACUGAAAAUGUUUCUUUAAUGGAUGUUUGAAAGCGAACCAUUCUGAAUAAAGGCUUGUUGUUAAAUUAGGACACCCAAAACUAACUGAACUUUAACAACCAUGGGAGCCAGUCAGUAUGAGAAUAACAUUGAUUUUUUUUUUCUUAAAACGCUUCACCCAAUAUGUUUGACGAUUUUUUAAAUGGCAGCUUUUGUGAUAAGGGGAUCAUGAGUCAUGACCCAACUUACCAGGUGGAAUGACCAAGUCAAAUUUAAUUGUGAUCCAUUGUUUGCUUUUCUUGUGAUUGAUCAACCCAUCCACAAUGAGAAAACAACAACAAAAACAACAUAGCUUUAUAUAGUAGAUAUACGUUUUCUUUCUCUGUGUCUCUAUCUAUGUCUCUUUGCACAAUCUCUUCUAUAGAUAUGUAUUGCUUCUGGUUUGUCCGGUGUCUUAUUCAAACCCCCCACCCCCCAACUCCCCAUUUUUCGUAUUAAUAGUUGCUGAGUGAAGAAAAAAGGCGGUCACGCAGCGAACUUCAUGAGCUGGUGGGUGGGUGGCUGGGUGGCUGGGUGGCUGGGUGGCUGGCUGGGUUGCUGGGUGGGUGGCUGGCUGGCUGGGUGGUGGACUUACAAAAUUCCGGACGGCUAAUAGACUCACUUCCCGUCAACCUAUCGAGCUAAAACUUGGCACAUAGACUCGUUGCCAAUGAUUACAGAUUCUUUCAAAUCUUCAGCCUCAGCUCACAAAAAUUAGUCUCCUGUUUUUCAACGGGAAUAUAAAAUGAAAUUCCCAAUAAUGACGUUCAAUGAGAUUCUUGAAAAAAAUAUAUAAAAAUAGCGCAAGUGCGUUUGGUGCCUUAUAUUUUCUAUUGUUUUUCUGACAUAGCGAGUGAAAUAAUCUGCUGUGUAAAAGAGGGUGGGAGUUAGAACAUUAGUAUAGUUAAGGGGAUCUAGCAAUAAUUGGGAAUCUUAUAAAGUUCGUUACUUGUAUGCAUGUCUUGUCAAAUUUUCAGCUCCACGCCCUUCGCUCUAUACUACAUUUUAUAAAGGAUUUAUACGAAAAAUCUAUUUUUUUUUAGUGGUUGUUUAAUUAUUGUAACACUUGGACCCACCGUGUAUUUUCUCAAAAUGUCCGGACCCGGUGUUAAAAAAAAAAACAGCCACCGGUUAAGUCCUAUUAUUAAGUAAUGCCUCAAAAUUUUUUUUGUUUUUUUUUUGUUUUUUGAAGCAGAAAACCCCCUUUAAGUCAACGGGGCGCCACUGCUUGCUAGAAAUAAACAACCGUAGAGUCUCCCGUUGAGUAAACUCUUGGCAAGCGGCAUCGAGGUGAAGAGUCUUAUUUCGCGAGCUACCAUUUUGAUGACUUCAUGGAACACCGCUAUCAUUCGCCUGUUAAUCCCCCAGGGGGGAGACCGCGGAUAUUCUGUUUAAGUGACUAACCAGAUCCAUCACAUAGUUAUCGUUCCGCCUACGAGUUACGUCCCUCGUGUCUGCCCUACAGCCAGGGCCAGAAGAUCCCCCGUCACGGGACCCGGUCUUUCCCGCUCUGGGAUCUUGGGAUCGCAGCAGACGUAGGGGGCAAACAUGUUUCUAUUUUAUUUUUUUUUGUUCCUGGCAGAUCUUACUUCAGUAGUUAUGCAUAGAAUUAUUUUUACAGCAUGCUCAACCAGGGACUCGUGGCUGCAAGAGAUGAUCAAUUCGUUGUUACUGACGCAAUCGAUGUUCUUUAAUUAGCAUUACAUUACAGAGGGGUGGAGCUUUGGAAAGGUUGGACUACAUAACAAACAUCUGGUAUUGGUCAUGGCUAAUUAUUACACCCCCCCCUCCCCCAACACACACACAGAACACGCUUUAGUUCGUUCGGAAAUGGGGUCUUAUACCAAUAUGAAAGAAAGCCACAUUCAUGAAUUUGUGAGGGCAACAUUUGUUGGUAAUAUAAUGAAUAUGUAGAGUCAAUUUGGAUUGUUUUCAUAUGAUUAUAAAACAAAUGAAGUAAUUAAAGAAGGAUAUUGAAAACUGUUUCAAAUGCAGCCAAAAACUUGGUGGAAAACAUGAAAAAGGUUGUCUUUUUUUGGCGUGAACCACGGACGGAAUGAUCUUAGCUAUUUCUUAUAUGGAUUAUUUUGCAACUGAUCCGCGCUGUAGAUCUGAUAACUCAUUUGUUUUCGAUUGAAAUUCGAUUGUCUGAGAUCGAAUACGAAACGUCGAAUGAUCUGUUCGACCGUGAAUGAAAUAAUAAUUGUAUAUUUGAUGCGUCUUUAUUGAACUUAAAGACAAGGUAAUUGCGCGAAAUCUUUCGACGCGCUUCUUAAGGCUUAAGUACACGAAGGAAAUAACACAUCAACUACGCGUAAAUAUUUAUGAUUCAUAGAGUGGCCAUUGUGUUUCACGACAAUAGGGUUCAACAGUAAGGCCUGGCGAUCACUGCUAGACACAGCCAAGUUAAGACCCUCUAUGGAUUUACGAUAAUCUCACGUUGCCAUAAAAACAAAUACGCUGAGCGACAAUUCGCUUGUUUUGGAAGUUAUCCAACAAAAAAAUUCUCCAACCCACCCUGUCUAACCCACCCUGUCCAGACCACCCUGUCCAGACCAUCCCGUCCAGACCAUCCCGUCCAGACCAUCUUGCCCAUCCGGUGUUUUAUGAUGGUUGAAAAUUACCGUCUUCUUGUAGUUAUGAUUCAAUUCGCAGAACAAAAAUUGCACAUUAAGGGAUAUGUUUCAUAUAUCUGAGGGCAAAAGAAUUAAGCCCACAUAACACCCUCAAACUAAUCAUCCAUAAAUAGUCUAUCUAGUUAUCUGUUAACGAUAGAGAAAGAUAUACUCUAGAAUAUAAAUUACAUUUAAAACAUUAUUUAGUUUACAAAUUUGUUUAUCGGAAGUUAGGUGACAAAAAGUUUUAGGUUUGAACAGAAGAUGGCAAAUCCAUUUCUUUAAGCGAGAACACCGACUUUGAUUAAAAAAUCAGUUCGUUCAGAGCCGUUCUUAGGAGUUUGGGGGCCCAAAGCAUGGAGCGUAGGUUGGGGGCCCCGGAAGAGGGGGUCGGGGUGUGGAGCUCCCUCGAGCUGAGGAGAAAACACCACCCACCACUGCGGCACCUCCAUUCUGCCUUCAUCAAAGUUUCCUCUUUGCUCGCGUCUAACCACUAACCAUAUUGAUAAUUCCGCCACUAGAGAAAAUGUGCACUUCUGAAAUAUAUGGACACGGGGGCCCCCUCACGUUCGGGGCCCUACGCGGAUGAGUAGUCAGCGUAUGCCUAAGAACGGGCCUGGCUCGUUAGUCUUGAAAAUUCCUACACUAUGCCUAGGACAGUGGUUCUCAAGCCGUUCUCCGCUGAAUAGUGGUGCUCCAUGAAGCCCCUUCAAAAUACGACAUGAAUUGUUUUGUUUACAAAGUCUAAUGUCCAUUUUAGAUGUAGUACAUAUGCUAUUUAAUGUAUUAUAUGAUACUGGUUUGGGACUACUUGUUUUGAACGCUCAACUUUUGCACAUGACUAAUGAAUUAAAGCUAUCUGUGACCAAUGAUUUGACAGUGCUUACACGCGGCACGUCCAUUCUCUUAUGGAUGAAACUCUGAGAUUAGCACACAUGCAAGUGACUGUGAAUGGCUGCCCAUGACAAUGUGCUGCACACGUCAAAUUAUGAUCAUUUAUAAUAUGGACUUAUACCGGACUCAAUUCCUGUUAAAUUGUUAAGUUCAUUCGAAAACACAAGGUAUCAAUACUUUGAUGUCAAUAUUGGUAAUCAUUAAAUAAUUCUUAAUUAUCGGCGUCUUCCGCCGUUAAAAAGGGGGCGCGGUCUAAUGUACAGGAUGGCUGUGAGGCCAGCCGACGUCAUUUUGUCCGUUAUCCGGCCCGCUGUGAAAAAAAAAAGUUUGGUGAACCCUGGUCUAAACGAAGACGAAGAACUGGCGUCACCCUAUCCAGAUCGUGGAUUCAAACUGACGUUUAUUGAAAAUGCCCCUGAAAAAUGUCUGGAUCUCUGUUUAAAGAUGAAUCCCCGUAUCUUGCCACAUAUAAAAGAACUCAACGCAUAAAAUUAUUUUCCUUUGCGAAUCAUACUUUUCAACAACGGUAAAUAUUAAAAGAAAGAAACAAGAGAGAUUAGGCAAAUAAGAUGAAGAGAUGUGAGUGACUUUAUCAUUUGUUGGUACCAGUACUGCUGUCAAUUGCAGAAAUCAUCAAGCUUAUGGAUCGCAUUAAAUUUGAGAAUUUCUUGUUUUGUAUUGCCUGUUUAAUUCAUUUUAAAAUAAAUUUGUUUCAAUCAAUAUCGGUAUUUUGAUCUUUUAUCAAAUUAAAACUUUUAAUCAGGGCCGGACAACACUAAGCUCUGACUUUUUUAUACGCUGGACAUACUUACAGUACAAAAUACUUACAGUACAACAUACUUAUAGUACAACAUACUUACAAUACAACAUAAGCUUUAAGUAGGGGCAACCUCUUUUAAAAAUCAAGGGCGCAAAUAUGUUUAUGAAAUUAACAUAAUACUGUAUUGUAAGUGUUCCACACACACAAAAAAAAAGCAGAGCUUAGUAGUGUUCCUCGAGUUCAAAAAGAAUGAGAACCGCUGGCCAAGGGAGUCGCGCAUCAAGGGACAUUACCUUGUGUCAAGCCCACAAGAAAAGGUGUUUAUCCACAAUCCUAUCAGUGGUAGCUGCCCUUUUCUUCAAGGCCAAUUUCUGCAGAUUUGCUUUGUUUGCCCACCAGACAGUGGCGUCCCCAGGAGGCGGGGGUGUUAUAAACAUUUAAACGACUUACGGAGAAGAAUUUUAUCCAAAAACUUAUUCCAAUAGACAAAGAAAAUAACUACACUCUGUUUUGUUACUUUUCUACCAGGGCCCGGACAUCUGCAUGGAUUGGAAUAUAUUACUUUUUUUAGCACCUUUAACUUAUCAUCCCAAUGCUCUCCUCCUUAGUAAUACUACAGCGUAGGAGGACGUAGGCGUGCCCCACCACCCCCGUCCAUUCGAACCAGUUGCAUUUGGCCUCUAUGCACGGACCUCUAGCUGUGAGAGAUCUGCUUGAACGUCAUCAAGUCGUUUCAUUGAGAAACCUUCAUUCCUAAUCGUUUCAUUGAGAAACCUUCAUUUCAAGUCGUUUCUUUGAGAAACCUUCAUUUCAAGUCGUUUCUUUGAGAAACCUUCAUUUCAAGUCGUUUCUUUGAGAAACCUUCAUUCCAAGUCAUUUCAUUGAGAAACUUUCAUUCCAAGUCGUUUCAUUGAGAAACUUUCAUUCCAAGUCGUUUCUUUGAGAAACCUUCAUUCCCAGUUAUUUCAUUGAGAAACUUUCAUUCCAAGUCAUUUCAUUGAGAAACCUUCAUUCCAAGUCAUUUCAUUGAGAAACUUUCAUUCCAAGUCAUUUCAUUGAGAAACCUUCAUUCCAAGUCGUUUCAUUGAGAAACUUUCAUUCCAAGUCGUUUCUUUGAGAAACCUUCAUUCCAAGUUAUUUCAUUGAGAAACUUUCAUUCCAAGUCGUUUCUUUGAGAAACCUUCAUUCCAAGUUAUUUCAUUGAGAAACUUUCAUUCCAAGUCGUUUCUUUGAGAAACCUUCAUCCCGUCGUGUUCCCUAGAAGAUACUAAUUAAAGGACCGCAUUCAAGAAAGUAAAUGAAAAAUCAAAACAAAGUUUGUGGAAGCUGUGUGUCAUGUCCUUAAAUUUUUCCCUAAAUUUUGUUGUUAGGGGUUAUUUAAUUCAUUACACAUAAAAUGGCCAACAAUAAUGAAAUCGUUUUGUCGGAUGAAACAUUAUAUACAUAUAUAUAAACAUAUGAUCUGACAUUAAGAAAAAAGGCUUGAAUUCCUGUAGGCGGUAUAAUGAUUUGCAUAACAUAAUAAAAAUUGAUUUUGUUAAAAGUAACUUUUGUUUACUCCGUUGAUCUCAUUUUAAAAAACAACGACUGAACACGAUGCACUUAAAAUGUAGAUUUCUAUGUUUGCCUCAGCUUGACCGUGUACACAUUAAUAUUCUCUCGUCAUAUAGCUUUAAGUCCCUUCCUACCGAGUUUCACCCCUUCACAACUAGCAUGACGAUUUCCAUAAUCAGGGCUCCCCAGUCAUGUGAACACGGCCACCAUAAUAGUAAAUAUGUGAAGCAUUUGAUGUCUACAACCAUUUCUGAUUUGAUGUCUAUGUUUCAGUUCUAUUUAAAAGCUUUCAUUUAAUGGUUUAAGCACAACACGGGGACAAAAUAAGGUUAUAGUUUUUGCAAAUUUUUUUUUAACAAUCCAAGGAAAUAUAUUUUGAGCAAUUCCCUUGUACUCAAUUUCCAUUUUAGAGUCUUUGGGUAUUGGUUAAAAAAUAUUCUUUCCUCAUGGGACUACUACAUAACAUUUAUCUAUACCAAUAUUAAUGUAUCUGUCUGUAUUUCAAUUCAUUCUAAAUUUCGCAUUGCUAGUGUUCUGAGAACCGAUGAUGGGAAACUCUUCUAUAAACUAUUUUAAUUUAUAAAAAAAUGUUGGGGCCAAGACAACAGCUAAAUAUGUGGAAUUGAAGGGAUUAUUUGUUCCUAGUUGAUCUGACGUGCAACUGGUAUGACGCACAACUGAUGUGACGUGCAAGUGAUGUGGCGUACAAUUGAUAUGACGCACAACUGAUAUGACGUACCACUGAUAUGACGCAAAACUGAUGUGACAUACAACUGAUAUAACGUACAUUCUGAUAUGACGUACAGCUGAUAAGAGGUACAACUGAUGUGAAGUACAACUGAUAUGACGUACAACCGAUAUGAGGUCCAUCCGAUAUGACGCACAACUGAUGUGACGAAAUCAGAAAAUAAUUUUUUGUUCAGAUUUCAAAAAUAAUAUAAAAACUAACUAAAAAAAAACCCAAUACUCAGAUUGAUCAUUUAGAGAGCAGGAGAAAAUCCUGGACGUUUUUAAGUGGAUACUUGUGUUCAGCUUUCUUUCAUUAAUAACAACGAGAAAAUCAACAUUCACAAGCGAACUUUACAUGAAACACAAUUAGUUUACUCGGCAAUCUCUUUAAAUAUCUAUUGUAACGCUCACACAUCAUGUCUGAUAGAGAGACCUGUUGUAACGCGCACACAUCAUGUCUGAUAGAGAGACCUGUUGUAACGCUCACACAUCAUGUCUGAUAGAGAGACCUGUUGUAACGCUCACACAUCAUGUCUGAUAGAGACCUGUUGUAACGCUCACACAUCAUGUCUGAUAGAGAGACCUGUUGUAACGCUCACACCUCAUGUCUGAUAGAGACCUGUUGUAACGCUCACACAUCAUGUCUGAUAGAGAGACCUGUUGUAACGCUCACACAUCAUGUCUGAUAGAGACCUGUUGUAACGCUCACACCUCAUGUCUGAUAGAGACCUGUUGUAACGCUCACACAUCAUGUCUGAUAGAGAGACCUGUUGUAACGCUCACACAUCAUGUCUGAUAGAGAGACCUGUUGUAACGCUCACACAUCAUGUCUGAUAGAGAGACCUGUUGUGACGCUCACACAUCAUAUCUGAUAGAGAGACCUGUUGUGACGCUCACACAUCAUGUCUGAUAGAGACCUAUUGUAACGCUCACACAUCAUGCCUGAUAGAGACCUGUUUUAACGCUCACACCUCAUGUCUGAUAGAGAGACCUGUUGUAACACUCACACAUCAUGUCUGAUAGAGACCUGUUUUAACGCUCACACAUCAUGUCUGAUAGAGACCUGUUUUAACGCUCACACCUCAUGUCUGAUAGAGACCUGUUGUAACGCUCACACAUCAUGUCUGAUAGAGAGACCUGUUGUAACGCUCACACAUCAUGCCUGAUAGAGAUCUGUUGUCGCGGUUCAUGAAAUCUGUUUUUAGAUUCAACUCUAUUGAAUAAACACUUGGUUUAUUUUAGAAUUCAUGUGGCAAGCAAGGUUUUUGGUUUUGCUAAAAAAACAAACAAACAAAAAAAACACUCCCGUCUCUAACACAGAGAGCUUCCGGUUUCAAACAUUCUCGCGGUUUCUUGUUUUGUUUGGUCUGCUUAAGAAGGCAUCUUGCCGAUGAGUCCUUUUAAUUGUCCUGUCUUUAUUUCUAGUGCUAACAAUAUCUUGUAAUUCAAUACUAAAUUAGUAUAUACUAAUAAUUAACAUAUAUAGCCUUGUCUCUUAUCGUGUAAUUUUGUUGUACUGAAGUCUUACAGAGUGCGCUCUUUUGAAGCGAUAGCGCCAAAAUUAUGGAACAGUGUGCCUCAAUCUUUGAGGGAAAUUGUUAAUGAGAAAAAAUCAUUUAAGAAACAAUUUAAAACUUUUUUGUUUAAAUAGAUUUCGGAGGACCAGAGCGCAGUGAGCAGUGAGCACUGAGCAUGGUAAAAUGGCAUGGAUACCGGCGCGAUAUAAACAUCAAAUCAAUCAUUCAAUCAAUCAAAUCAAAUGUUAUCCAUUGUCUGAUCUGUGUCCAAAUUUAGUAAGUUCAAAAUGCGUGACAAGAUUAAGAAUCAGGCCAAAGUCCAACUUUCUCGAGCAAGGACAAAGGUUGUUGCAGAUGACAUAACUGGGAUCAUAUUCAAUAGAAUAAACGCGUGUCAUAUAAUAUAUCUAGGAACGUGUCUGUUAAAUUUUCCUCGUUUAAGUAUAAAAUAUUUAAUUAUAUCCUAUUAGGGUUAUAUUUAUCACAAUAUCUGUAAAUAAAUAUAUUGUGGGACACUGAUAUAUAUUUUAACAAGUUAUUAAUGCUAAAUUUAAUUAAAUUCAACACCUUCCAAUUCCAAGGUAUUAUACCAUCUAAAAACUAAAAGAGAUUGAGCUGUGAAAUAAAGACGACAAAGGGUGGUCUCCCGGACAUUGACAUAAUUAAUCUGAAGAUUUGACAUAAAGAUGUUGCAUUCCGUGAAAAUCUUGACUCGAUCUAUGGUAAUAAAAGUGAAAAUGGGGUGACAAUGACUGGCGUGACCACGAAUGACGUGACCAUGAAUGAAGUGACCAUGAAUGAAGUGACCAUGAAUGAAGUGAUCAUGAAUGAAGUGACCAUGAAUGACGUGACGACGAAUGAAGUUACCUUUAAUGAAGUGACCAUGAAUGAAGUGACCAUGAAUGAAGUGACCAUGAAUGAAGUGACAAUGAAUGAAGUGACCAUGAAUGACGUGACGACAAUGAAGUUACCUUUAAUGAAGUGACCACGAAUGAAGUGACCAUGAAUGAAGUUACCUUUAAUGAAGUGACCAUGAAUGAAGUAACCAUGAAUGAAGUGACCAUCAAUGAAGUGACCAUGAAUGAAGUGACCAUGAAUGACGUGACCAUGAAUGAUGUGACCAUGAAUGAAGUGACCAUGAAUGACGUGACCAUGAAUGAAGUGAGCAUGAAUGAAGUGACCAUGAAUGAAGUGACCAUGAAUGACGUGACCAUGAAUGAAGUGACCAUGAAUGACGUGACCACGAAUAACGUGACCACGAAUGAAGCUACCUUUAAUGAAGUGGCCAUGGAUGAAGUGACCAUGAAUGACAUGACCAUGAAUGAAGUGAGCAUGAAUGAAGUGACCAUGAAUGAAGUGACCAUGAAUGACGUGACCAUGAAUGAAGUGACCAUAAAUGACGUGACCACGAAUAACGUGACCACGAAUGAAGCUACCUUUAAUGAAGUGGCCAUGGAUGAAGUGACCAUGAAUGACAUGACCAUGAAUGAAGUGAGCAUGAAUGAAGUGAGCAUGAAUGAAGUGACCAUGAAUGAAGUGAUCAUGAAUGAAGUGGCCAUGAAUGAAGUGACCAUGAAUGACGCGACCAUGAAUGAAGUGACCACGAAUGACGUGACCAUGAAUGAAGGGACCAUAAAUGACGUGACCAUGAAUGAAGUGACCAUGAAUGACGUGACCAUGAAUGACGUGACCAUGAAUGACGUGACCAUGAAUGACGUGACCAUGAAUGAAGUGACCAUGAAUGACGUGACCAUGAAUGAAGUGAGCAUGAAUGAAGUGACCAUGAAUGAAGUGACCAUGAAUGACGUGACCAUGAAUGAAGUGACCAUGAAUGACGUGACCACGAAUAACGUGACCACGAAUGAAGCUACCUUUAAUGAAGUGGCCAUGGAUGAAGUGACCAUGAAUGACAUGACCAUGAAUGACAUGACCAUGAAUGAAGUGAGCAUGAAUGAAGUGAACAUGAAUGAAGUGACCAUUAAUUAAGUGACCAUGAAUGAAGUGACUAUGAAUGAAGUGACCAUGAAUGAAGUGACAAUAAAUGACGCGACCAUGAAUGAAGUGACCACGAAUGACGUGACCAUGAAUGAAGUGACCAUGAAUGACGUGACCAUGAAUGACGUGACCAUGAAUGACGUGACCAUGAAUGACGUGACCAUGAAUGACGUGACCAUGAAUGUAGUUACCUUUAAUGAAGUGACCAUGAAUAGAGCGAUCAUGAAUAAAGUGAUUCGUUCCCUAGAUUUACUAAUUAAUUUUCCCCACCAUCAUUUUCUUCUAUUAUUUUCCCAUCUAAUAAUUUAUUCGCCAACAUUCUUUAAAAAACUAAUAUUAUUUUCAAGAAUAACUCCUUGAUUUGCAUGGAGCCGAACAGAAGCAGGCGAUGAGACGUCCGACCGGAAAGGGAAAUAACUGCUGGGAACGUCAGCUAAACUCGGUCUCAUUGCUCAUUUCUGCCGGAUCCAAAAAUAACGGACAUAUAGCUUCUUACACAAUAUUAAAAGUGUACAUUAUUUAUAGAAUAUUAUCCAAAAAAAAAUGACCUCUAAAGUCUAAAGGAAUUUGUGAGAUUUAAACUAGUUAUUGACUAAAAUAUUCGCUUUAAAAUUUUCAAUCAACUGUUAGAUGUAAGAGUCAUGCUUAUCUUAGCAUCUCUGGUGACUCUGACCUUUUCAGGAAUUUGUGACCGGUAGUUUUCUGAGACUUUCAUGACUCGUACAAAAAUGUCAAAUACAUAGAAAGCCUGUCUAUAAGUACGAAUCUUGUAACCGCCAAACCCUAGAUCGCAGUUUGUGUGUGUGUGUGUGUUGACAUAAGUUGAUCCAUUAAGCAAGACAUUACAUUACAGCCAUGACUCAUGUGCUCAGCUCCCAGUAACUAACUUCUCUCUGUGUGUGUGGGGGUCCAAGUUACUUUAUCCCUCUGUCAGCGCUCAAUUUUUUAAUCGACUCCAGCAGGCAUUCCGUGAUCCGGUCACCGUAAGGCAAUAGUCAAUACGCACACGAGAAGCCGCGGAUCAGUGCGCCGAGCGUUGAUCGAGGGCCUGAAGUUUUAUCACGAGUACACGACUGGGAAACGCCGGCCUCACGCACCACUAAAAAGAAAACAUCAUGGUACCAAACAUCUGGUGAUUUUUAUUUUAGAGUUCCUUGUGACGUGCUAGUGUGUUAGGAGUCUUGAAGGGGGCAGGGGGGGGGGGGGUGAGGGGGUAGGGGAGGGGGGGGCUGAGGGGUCUGGGGGAGGCGGGGGGGGGGGGGGGGGGGGGGGAAGGGCUAGGGGAUGAGGAGGCUGAAGGGUCUGAGGGAGGCAGGGGGCUGAGGGGGUGCAAGAGUGAAGAACCGACAGAAUUGAUCCCGAUUAAGUAAGAGGAGAACUUGGCGAGAAUUGAUGUUACCUGACACAAUCUAAAACCACAAUCUCCUACAAAUAUACUGGUUUAUUCGAUUACCAGCGACGCCCACGGGUGUUUAUAAGUAUGUAUUUUGUCUACAUAUCGAUAGAUUUAUUGAUUAUCGGCGGUUGCGCUAUUGAUUAAAUAGUAAUGAUUAAAUUCAAUUUCAAGAAAUGGCUGUAAAUAAAUGACAGUAUAUUCCUUUCAUGAUGCCAAUAUUUGAUUUCGAACAUUUAUUUAGCUUGACUUCAGCGAGAAUCAAAUACAGCAGGUAUUACAGAGAGUUAGCAACUAAAUGAGAGCAUGACAUUCACUCAUUGACACCGCGUUACGCCAGGGUUCCAUAGGUUUGUAUCAUUUUGUUGGUCAUACUUACCCUUGCGCGCGUCUUGGUAGAAUAAACUAUAGCCGUAAUCUACACAUUUGUUGAGCCAUCGUAGUCAUCUCUAUUGAAGUGAGAGGAGACGGAACGUGGAUUAUUUUGAGCAAUGUUACGUAAGUGUUCACUGAACCUGUCGUUGCCCGGUGUCUCCGAUAUAACCUUUUAGGCCUCGUUUACAUUAAGUAGAUAAAACAUCAGAUAAAACAUAAUAUGUGAACGAGACUAAAAGAAUUUGACUUCUAGUGUGCUACACCAGGGAAUGACGCAAGUAAGCCAAACACAGGUGCCAUCUAGGAUUAAGCCAAACACAGGCGCCAUCUAGCCUUAAGUCAAACACAGGUGCCAUCUAGCCUUAAGCCAAACGCAGGCGCCAUCUGACCUUAAGUCAAACACAGGCGCCAACUAGGCUGCAUUCUGUACCAACCUGCUGUUUGAGUUUUGUACAUUAAGGUGCUUAAAGUUCUGAAACACGUAUUUUCCAAUGUCAUAAAUUGUAACAGCUGUAAAAUAUUACAUUUACUUUGAAAGGUCUACAUUUGCAAUGUUUAAGGUCUGAUCCCCCCUCCCCCCUCCCCCUUUUUUUGUUGUUGUUGUGCAAACACAUUUUCUUUUCACCCACGACCACCUCAACACUUUAGGAAAAUAAAUGGGAAAACACGCAGAUCAGAGAAAACAUGUGUAGACAUAGUUAUAUUACCAGUCUAUAGACAGACGCAAACAAACAAACCAACCAACAAACAAACAAACACACACACACACACACACACACACACACAGACACGUAUCUGAUUUCAUGAAACUUCCUCCCCAAAUUGAAUAGCGUUAUUGUUUUGUAAUUAUGACAGCAAUGCGCUAAAAGACCGUCAUACAAUUUUGUUUGAACGCAUUUACCGAAACACUCUACAAUAAUUUUUCAUAAUUACAACCUAAUUCAAUUAAUUUAAUUCUAUGCCUAUGUACUGAUAAUUAUUAGUCAAUUUACCCGUUCCACUACCUCCUCCCCCACAUUUUUGUGUGGCGCCAGUGAGAACAUUGCAAUGUGUGGGACCCCCAAACAAUAGAAUUGUAUUAGUUUGAAUCAUUUUGUUUUUGAAAUGUGUACGUAUAACUUUGUAAUUUCAACACUGUGAUUGAACAGUGAUUUUGAAAAAAAGUUCUUUGUAAUGACAAUAUCACGACAAAUGACGUAAUCAACGAUUUAGGACAGACCGGCACAACUCAAAAUGUAAGGCCGUAAUACUUUAUGAAAGCUUGUGCGGGCCAAAAGAAAAUACGAUGGGACUUGUGCGGGCCAAAAGAAAAUAGGACAGGGGGGAAAGCUAUUAAGAAAAUAAUAAGAAUAAAGAAUAUUUCGUUAUUUCGCGGGCCGCAAAAUGGGUGCUGCGCCACAUGCGGCCCGUGGGCCAUAUGUUGUGCAGACCUGAUUUAGAGCAUAGGAAAUGAGCAUUUUGUAAACGCUAAGAAAUUCAAAGACUAAAACACUGCCAUGGGAAGGGCAAGUGAAUGUAGGGACUCACUGUAUAUGGCUGGCUUCUACAGUUGGUCUUGUACACGGCUGUGCUAUUUAGUUGGUCCUGCACACGUGUGUCCUGUACAUCAAUGUCUUAAUACACGACUCCCUCUCUCAUCGUGUGGCACGGGCUUGCCCGGUGCGGUAUCGACUACGAAAGCCAUAAACUCAUCCCGCCGCAGACUUUGUGAUUUGGCACCAAUAUUUUAAUCCACUCUGAGAGGUUCACAUUUGUUGCCACAUGAAAUGUUUACAUUUGUCACCGCACGAAGGGUGCACAUUUGUUUCAAUGAAUGAGCUCCUCUGAUCGAGCCGGGAUGACAUCAGAGUUUAGUGCAAGGACUAUGUUUUAACGAAAUAUUUAUGUUACAAUGUCAAGGGAGGAAAACUGGCAGUCAGCUGUUAUAUUUAUUGAAUCUUUGUUUUUAGAAGCUCUCUGCGUCUUUUUCCUUAUAAUUAUUAUUUGUCCAUUAGUGAUUUUAAAUAUUGAUAUAUCAAAGACUUUGUGACAACCUCAAAAUCCGAAAUAAUAAUAGUUACUUUAGGAUGUAUGUAUCCCGUUUAACACACUGUGUUACCGGAUGUUACCAAAAAAAAAAUAAUUAAAAAACCAGACGGAGUUUUGAAAUACAUUUCGGCCAAGUAGUGGACAUUUCGGCCAAGUAGUGGACAUUUCGGCCAAGUAGUGGACAUUUCGGCCAAGGAGCCUUCGACAGAAAACAAUACAGAGACGGACAAACUGAGCUUGUAUACAUAUUUAGUUAACAGGGAAUGGAAGACAUAUUCAAUCACGUAAAUCAAAGAAUUUGAAAAUGAGAUUAACAGGAAAUGUAAAAGUUUAAAAUUAAAUGAAACAAGAGGGAAAUUAAAGGUUACUAUAAAACAGGUAGGUCUGGGUAGAUGAGGUUAGUAAGGAUGGUGGAUAUGAGGCAAAUAUUAUUGAAUGAACACAAAUGGGCUCUUGCCUUACCUACAUAUAUUUGGAAAAUGGCUGGUCGACUGCUCCAGGAUCAAACAGAAACUUGUCCAUCUCUACCCUAGUCAGCGAUGAGGCCAUAACAGGCAGUCCCGGCUCAUAAAAGCAAGCACAAAAAACAUAAACAACUCAUUCCUGCCAAAGACACUAAGGGACUGGUACAAGCUUAAUAAAGGAAAAGUUGAGGCGACAACACUUGCAUUAUUUGUGUCUAUUGCCUACCCCCAGUUCCUGAUACCCUUGCUGUGUAGCCCUUGCAACCAGUGAAAUAUCCUCUUCAACACCAGGCACAAACACAUUUCGAAACGCAUCCACAUCCACAUGAGAUAGAAUGACCAAUACAUUGAUCAUGGGCGCUUAGUUUAUAGAGGAAGAAGAACUCUAGGCAAACACAAAGAGAGAACAAAUUAUCAGAAUGUUAAGUUUUUACUUCUUGUAUGGUUCAGAAAGAUGACACUCGGUAAGAAAGUGGCGAUUAGUAAAGAAAGAUUACGGUCAGUAAAGAAAUAUUGGGGUAAGUAAAGAAGGACUGGAAAAGACAUCAAACUUUUAUUAGAGACCGACCGAAUUUCGGCCUCAGUUUCGGCGCCGAAAGUGGCCAUUUUAUCACUUUCGGCUUAAUUUCGGUUUCGGCCGAAACUGAAAGUUAACUUUCGGCUUAAUUUCGGUUUCGGCCGAAAGAGAAAAGUUAACUUUCGUUUUUAACUUUCGGUAGGCAAUAGACACAAAUGUUGCAAGUGUUGUCGCCUCAAAUGACUUAACUUUCAGCCAUCUGGCCGAAAGUGACUGAGGUUUUCGGUCAUCUAAUUCUCAGCAAAAGAGAUAUGUAACAACAAACUAAGCGAUAUUUAAGAACAAACUAAACGAUCUUUAAAAACAAAUUAAGCGAUCUUUAAAAACUAACUAAGCGAUCUUUGGGAACAAACUAAACAAUAUUUAACAACAAACUAAGCGACAUUUAAGAACAAACUAAACGAUCUUUAAAAGAACCUAAACGAUCUUAAAGAACAAACUAAGCGAUUUUUAAGAAUGAACUAAAUGAUCUUUAAGAACAAAACGAAUGAUCUUUAAUAGUAAACUAAUUGAUUUGUAAGAAUAAACUAAGCGAUCUUUUACAGAAAACUAAAUGUUCUUUAGGAACUAACUAAAAGAUCUUUAAGAACAAACUAAUCGAUCUUAAGAAAAAAAAUCGAUUAUCUAUAAGAACAAACUAAACGAUAUUUAUGAAAAAAGUAAGCGAUUUUUAAUAACAAACAGAAAGAUCUAUACAAACAAACUAAAUGAUCUUUAAUAACAACUGACUGAUCUUUAAGAACAACCAAUUGACAUUUAAGAACAAAAUCAAUGAUCUUUAAGAGCAAAUUAAACUAUCUUUUAAUAUCACAAACUAAGCGAUCUUUAAGAAAAAACUUAGCGAUCUUAAAAAACAAAAUAAAUGAUCUUUAACAACAAACUAAGCGAUCUUUAUGAACAAACUAACCGAUCUUUAAGAACAAAUAAAACGAUCAUUAACAAAAAACUGAGCGAUCUUUAACAACAAACUAAGCGAUCUUUAUGAAUAAACUAACCGAUCUUUAAGAACAAAUAAAACGAUCAUUAACAAAAAACUGAGCGAUCUUUAACAACAAACUAAGCGAUCUUUAACAAUAAACUAAGCGAUCUUUAAGAACAAACUAAACGAUCUUUAACAACAAGAUGUUAUAUUAGAUGUUUAUUUAUUAAUAUUCACGAUUAUCUCAUUUUUAAUAAAAAGAAUGUAAAUAUUUAUACUUUCCUCCCAUCAUUUUCCAUAUAUGCAGAAUGUAUGCGGGAACGAAUUUCAAAAUAUCUAAAUAUUUCAUUUUCGGUUUCGGCUGAAAGUCAUUUUUAACUUUCGGCCUUUUUUCUGUUUCGGCCGAAAGUCAUUUUUAAACUUUAGGCCUAUUUUUCGGUUUCGGCCGAAAGUCAUUUUAAACUUUCGGCCUAUUUUCGGCUUCGGCCGAAAUCAGAAAAUCACUUUCGGUCGGUCUCUAACUUUCAUGAAUAGUUAACCGCAUGGGGAACCUAAACAUCAGGAGGUUCAACAAAAAAAUAAUAAUAAGGAACUUCACGGUAUUUAGUCAUACAAUGUAAGGAGGUGGAUAGAUAGAUAGAUAGAUAGAUAAAUAUAUAGAUAGACAGAUAGAUAGAUGAUAAGAAGAUAGAUAAUAGAUAGAUAGAGAGACAGAUACACAGAGUUAACAAGUGAAAAUGGAAUAUGACAAUCAUUGAUUCAUACGACGUAAUGUCAUGGUGCCAUAAAUGUGUAUCUGUUAGUCUUCCACACUUACCCUUGCAUGCGUGUUAGCAGAAGAUACAACAACCGUAAUGGAAAAAUCUGUUGAGACAUCGCUCGUCUUGAACAAUGUUACGUAGGUGUACACUGAGCCUAUCAGCCAGUCGUUGUCCAGUCCCUCCCACAUAUCAUUCCAAGCAUCGUUUGCAUACUUUUUGUAAACAGUAUUACAGCUGAUACAAGGGAACCCAUCUUUUCAUUCGACAAGAACCCAUUGGGAAGCCACUUUGCCGAGUUUGAAUAAUGUAAGAGUUCAACCACAUUGAUGGCUUCAACCACAUCGCUAGCUUCAACGACAUCGCUUAGUUACAGAAUUGGAGGGGUGGGUUUGGAGGUGGCUAUGAAACAGAAGGUCAAGUAAAUUCCUAUCGCGUCUAAAGACCACGAGAGGGAGUGAUGAUAAAAUGUUGUAUGACUCAGGGAUAGCUACAAUAAUAUCACGAUUGGCUUUCGAAAUGAGCCCGGAACCCAAGUGUAGUAGAAAGAGAUGUAGAGACUGUAGAGACAUUGGAAAGCGACCUUAAGAAAAAACAAUUACAUGCAAAUAAUGAUUUAGCCUUAUCCUAAGAGACCUACCAAUAAGUCAUUAAUUAGUCAUUCCCAAACGCUCUGAGACCUACCAUAAUCUUUCUGCGUAUCAUUGCUGAAGUCACGUGGGGCACCCAUAAAUACGCAGAAAGAUUAUGGUAGGUCCCCCCCCCUGCAGUGUAAACAAAACCAGAACGAGGCAGAGCUCGCGCAGUCAUAACGAGGCUGGCAGGAAUUAUGUAUUAUGCGGCCGAAGGGUUUAGUUUCUUGGUUCCAUAAAAGGGGGGACAACCCCACCGGGGAAAAGGGAUUGCUGGAAUGGCGACGGAUUUAUAAGAACAAGGGACAUGAUUAAGGUCAUUAAUUACUCUCGCAGACGGGCAAACCCCGAGAUGUGUCGAGACUUAGAAGAAAAGAGAUUAAAAAAAACCAAAACAAACAAAGACCUUCAAAGAUGUUACAAAACUGAAUGAGUAUCGUGUGUGGUAUGCUUAACGUGAAUCUUCCUGAAUUAUACUAUUUAAUAAUUUAAAAAAAAUCUAAUCAAUAAGCAAAGAUACGCAGUUAAAAGAGAGGAUCUGAAAGUUUGAACUGCUGGACUAUUAUUGCCUUUAUAGGCUCAGCAGGCACCAAUGUUAUCAAAUUGACGUAUCAUUUUACAACGUUAUUUUGGCGAUAAUAAAUGUAACGAUAGCAGCUACACAUUAUUUACAGACCCGUUGAAGAAAUCGCAGUAUUUAACAAUUUUUUUAAACGGCUGAUAUUAUCGUCCGUCGCAUGGAAGAUGACCAAAAUUUUGACUUGACUUGAGGUGUAGUUUGUUUACAGUGAGAGUUGUUCAAUUCGUCAGCCUCACUCUCUCGUCCAUGGCUAUUUGAUCCAAUGACAAAACUUAGUUAAGACGACUGGAAACAGCGGUAGAAUGAGGUUCGGGAAGGUAUGGACAAUUCGUUGAUGCUUGCAGACAGUUACUCACUUUGUCCAAUGUUUUUAUAUGUGCAUUAUAGCGGGUAAAUGCGUUUUUUUUCUCGUCCCACCACUCAAAAUGUAAUGUCUUCUAGGCAAUACAACCGAACAUGUUGUCUUCCUGGCUAAACAACACAUAUACUGUCUUCCUGGCCAAACAACACAUCUAAUGUCUUCCUGGCCAAACAACACAUAUAAUGUAUUCCUGGCCAAACAACACAUCUAAUGUCUUCCUGGCCAAACAACACAUCUAGUGUCUUCCUGGCCAUACAACACAACAUCUAAUGUCUUCUUGGCCAUACAACACAACCUCUAAAGUCUAAAAGACAAUCUAAUCCAUGCUAGAAAUGUGUUUUCUCUAAGAAAUGUCGACGGAAGAUGGAUGUUUCUGGAUUAAGUCUGUAAAAACGUGUACAUGGACAAGUUGAUGGACGAGAGAUGAAUGACUUUUUAAUGAUAGACAAUAAGAACACUGGAGGUACUUGUCCGUUUGGUUAAAAAAAAAACCUUAUUGUUUAUUAUAACUCUGACGUUUAAAAAAAACAUGAGCAAAUAUUGCUUUAAAAACAACAACAAACUAAUGGCUCUUAAUUCUCAGGAAAUAUUAUGAAUUAGAUUUAUAGGUAAUAAGAAAAUGUCCAUAAUACUGCAUACAUAAUUUUAAAAUUCCCACAAAGCUACAUAUAAAAUACAAUAAAUGCCACAAAGCUACAUACAUAAUUAUAUAAUUCACAUAAAGCUGCAUAAAUAACUUUAUAAGCCCGUGUUGUGACCUAGUUUUUUUUUUUACCACACGCGUGGCAUUCAACCCCCCACCCCAACACUUUUUUUCUGUUUUGAUAUUGACGUCAUCGAUUAAAUAUGUCAUGGUCCACCAUUACCCACCCCUCUCUUGACUGGGAAAACGUUGCGUACGUUCUAACUGAUUCUAAAGAAUGCUAUCCGGCAAUUUCUAUUGUUAAUAUAACUUGCUUUUGUAUCGUUUUUUUUGUUUGUAUAUUGGUUUUCGGGUGUUUUUUUAAUGUUAUUGUGCAUCUAAUGAGCCAAAUCUUAACACAGAUUGUUUGCAAAACCAAGUUACGUAACAAUAAUACAAUAACUCCCAUAAAGUUACAUACAUAAUACGAUGCUACGAUUCUUCCCAUAAAAUGAAAUAUGGAGUACGAUUAUUCCCUAAAAACUAAACAUGGAGCACUAUAAUUCCCAUAAAACUAAAUAUGGAGUACUAUGAUGACCAUAAAGCUGCUGCGUACAAUUUCGUCCGCUGUAAAUCUGGCGAAAAAUGAACGAGACGCCGUGACGUAAUGUUUUUGCUUUCUUAAAUUUCAUGGUGUUCCGUUUUAAGGAAUCUGUAUUGAGUGACAGAAACUGACUGAAUGGAAUGCAUUCAUGCACCGUAUGAGUAGGACAGGAUAUAAAACUGUUUUUUCUUCUAUUGUUUGAAAUAAUAAAACCUUUUCUGAAGUAUUGUAAAAGUGUUUUAUUGCUGAAGUUUUAUUACUUCUUUAUUGGCCAGGCUUUUAGCCGAAUUUCAGCCGAAUAUUUCGUAAUCAGCCGAAAAUCAGCCGCAAAGGUCAAUUUACGGAGAAAUCCGGCUAAUCCGGAUAUCAGCCAAAACAUUAUGUCAGCCAGCCGAAAAUUAAAAAAAAAGUUGGCUGGCAGGUCUAGCUUAGACUAAAGACAAUUUAUAAUUUGUCCUUAGAAGUUAACAUAUCGCACAUACUCUUUGGAAAUUUACCAUUUUCCCGAAAAUUUAGGCAUGUUACUUAUCAACCAUCGUGCAGUACAUUACCAUUGUGCAGUACAUUACCACGGCGUAGUACGUUUCCACGGUGCAUUACGUAAACAGUUUGCCUCAAUGUUUGAGGGAAAUUUAAAAUGAUAAAAAAUCAUAUAAGAACCAUAUAAAGACUUUUUUCUUUAAAUAGAUUUUAGGACACCAGAGCGUUGUAAGCAUGCUAUAAUAGCAUGGGGACUCGCGCUAUAAAAGUACUCAAUCAUCACCACCAUCUCCUCAGUGCAGAACACUUAGUCAAUUCACAUAUUGUUCAUAUUCUUUGGCAUUUUAUUUACUGCCCUGGCAUAUUAAUUAAAAUGCCCCAACGUGUCCCCAGUGGAAAUACAAGUAUAUGAACCACAAUGUUCAAGAACCUUCAAAUUGUAAGACUUUAUCCCUUGAAACUGAGGCACAGUUCUACUACAAGAAGUGAAGGAGACCGUUUCUUUGUUCUGAAAUAUAGAUAGCUGAACGACCCUGACACCGGGCUGGACUUUAAACAGAUUACGCUAACGAAAUAAAAAAAAAAAAAGGUCAAGCGAUCACUUAUAAUUAAUCGUAAUGGACAGCUCGAAUAAGUUACCACCUGGAGAUUGGUCUGGCCAGGUCACCACCCUGGCACACACCCCUCCCCCACGAAGUGGAACGCAGUUCGAUAACGAAUUAGGUUACCAGCUCAUCUGUUUUCGAAUUAAUUUGUAUUUCCAUGGAAAGUUAGUCCGCGAGUAAUUUAUACAUGAAAAGCCACGAAUCUAACACCUGAUUAAGGGAAGUAACCAAAACAAGUACAAUGAAGAGAAGGGAAAAAAAUGAAUUCCGUUCCUUGAGGGGCGAAAUACAGGGGCGUUUCCCUUCAUCCAAUUUCCACAGAUGUUGACCAAACACUCGGAGUUCUCCACAAGUCAAUCGUCAUAGUUGUGUUAACUAAAUUCGUGUCGAUCAAGUCAUCCGAAAAGUUAAUCUCCCCGACUUAAGUAAGCUGUUGAUCCAUUCACGUGACGUCAAGUGUUUAAGAUUAUCUUGAUGAACAUUCUACCUCCUCACUUACAACUACCCCUCCCCCCCCUAUUUCCCUCGGGACACGCCGCUGUAAAUUAGACGAAGCAGACAAAACUACGAGUGAAAUUGGUAGAGGCGGUUACCGUGGCACGAGCCAGACAGGGAAUGUAGAUGAGUAGAUGUUGAAAUACGACAAGCAAAUAAUUACUUCUCUGGCUCUCUUCGUCCUUUUUAUCAUGGGGUGGGGCCUGGGUCUCUUUGUCCUCUUUAUCGUGGGGGAAAGGGGUGGUGGUGGCUGACGCUCUUCGGCCCCCCCCACUUCUGCUGUGGGGCUGGCCCCCUUUGUGCCACUAAUACUUCAGGUGAUGACCCCCUCAUCACUCUCAUACUGAUGGAGGUGGCUCUCCCUCUCUCUUAUACUGACUGGGUGGGCUUGCUCUCUUCCCCCCUCUUUUACUGGGUGGGCUUGCUCUUCUUCUCUCUUAUACUUCGUGUGCUGGCUCUCUUCCUUUCUCCUAUACUUCGUGUACUGGCUCUCUUCUUCCCUCUUAUACUAGCUGGCUCUCUUCUUCCCUCUUAUACUGGCUGGCUCUCUUCUUCCCUCUUAUACUGGCUGGCUCUCUUCUUCCCUCUUAUACUGGCUGGCUCCCUUCUUCCCUCUUAUACUGGCUGGCUCUCUUCUUCCCUCUUAUACUGGCUGGCUCUCUUCUUCCCUCUUAUACGUGCUGACUUUCUUCGUCCCAUGCACUGAAUGGCGCCGACUGCUCUUCUUCCCUACGAUACCAAGGUGGAGGCUUGCUCACUCCGCCCCUGUUUCACUAAGUGAGGAACGUGAUCUCAUAAGCCCUCCUCUAUCUUGAAGGCUGGCCCUCUACACGCCACUAACAUACUGUUUGGCGUGUGCUUCAUUUGUUCCUCUAUUCGGAUGUGUCCUUUAAAAGAACAUAUCUGAUGUUUCACGUCUUACCAAGUAAUGUAAGACUUCUAAUUAAAAGUUUAUUAUAUUAAGCUUUUUUGUGUUCUUAAAAAAAUAUUCCUAUUUCUAGUUACUACACUCUGCUUGAGUCCAUCCUUUAACUUCUAAAAAUAGACACACAAAUAAAAGAUCACCAAUGAACUUGUCUCUCUUUUCAGUUCCCUCCCAGAUCGUCGACCACACCAAAAGCGACAUCAGAGUUCGAGAAGGCGACACCGUGACCCUCGUCUGUAACGUGACCGGCACCCCCCAGCCGACGGUCACGUGGUACAGGCUGUCCACCGGCGGCAAGGGCAGUGAGAAACAGAGUGAGUUGUGCCCGGGCGCCGAUAGUAAGAAAAGACCUCCUCAUGUCUUGGCUGUCUGCUAGUCUCCCGUACAUCUCUUGUACAUCUUCCGUGCACACCGUUGUACCACUGCACGAGUUCUCCCACUAUUGGAACGGUUCUGAAACAUUUAAAUUUCGUCCCUUUAGUUCAAGUAAUAUUUUACCAAAUAAUUUAAGCACGAAAACAGUAAAUUCUUCGCAGUUAAUUAAAAUUCAAUACCUGUUAUACUGAGCUAAUUUUAUCGGGAAUUAAAAUUGAACUUUGUAGCUUGACAAAAUGAAAAAAAAAAAAAAUCAAAUUUGAGAUGUUGAUUUAUCAAGAAGCGGUGUUUAAUAGUCUCCAGUACUUCAGAAUCGCUGCAUGACCCAAUGUUGGAGGAGCAUGAAAGACGUUCGAACCAAUACAACAAUGAUAAAAAUACAAGUGUACCUAUGUAAGUGUACCUUGGUGCCUCUCAUUACUACCUGACAUCUUAGAAACAAGGGAUACAUGUAUUAAUAGAAAAGGGUAUAAACUAACAAAGGAAAAUGGAAAUUAUUAACGAUAAAAACAUUAAUUAGUCGAAAACAGGUGUAGUCGUAGCAUUCACAUGAAUGCGAUCGUUUAAAUCGAUUAUAUUUAAAAGGAAAUCACAUGAUCAGAAAUACUUAUAUUUUUAUGAAGAGUAAGUACAGAAUGAGACACAUUUUGCAGCUUAGGAACUCCGGCAGAGUCACACGUUGGGUUGCCUUUGUCUAAGGUGCAUGGCUCCGGUGGUCACGUGACCAUAGCAGUGAAAGGGAUUAUACGUUGGGCAAUUGUUAAUGGAAAUGGAUCUCUCCACGGAAAAAAUGUGUUCAUGUUCGAGCAAUAGUUUCACAUACACUUUAGUGAACGUAAAGGUAAUUUAUAAGGGUGACGUCAGGGGUGACAUUGCUUGAAAACAGGUGGAAGAACAACCCACACACAGAGAGAGAGAGAGAGAGACAGAGAGAGAGAGAGAGAGAGAGAGAGAGAGAGAGAUAGAGAGAGAGAGAAAGAGAGACAGAGAGAGAGAGAGAGAUAAAAAGACGGCACCAUGUAACAUGUUUCUGGAAAGGUACUCGUCGACGGAAAGGAAAGGAUCACAGAGCUGCAAGUAAAAUUUACUUUCAUCGGAGAAUAACACAUUCCAAUGAAAAUCUGGAUGCUCGUAAACAAUACCAGGAAAUUCCACAAUAGAUCAUCAUGGUUGGCAUAGCUUGCCAUACAAAGGGUUUUCCAACCUAUAUCUGGUACGAAAAUGCAUCCAUGUCCUUAAACCAUCGGUGAACGGUCGUAUUGCUGGUAUUGAGUUACAUCGAUGUUCCUCGUAGACUUCAUAAGGACGAACACAGAACCUUCUAGUGAACAUGGGCGGGAUUUCCAUUAUCGGAAAACUUACUGGUCGACCAGACUUCCUCAUCCAUUGACACAAUACGCAUUCAUAACAGCAACAUUUCGUAACAGUAGACAGCAUACCUGUGUUACUUAGCACCGAUUUCUUUUAUCUAUCUUGGAUUUGUUCUUCCACCAUUUUUUUCCCCAGCACAAUCCCCUUCACAAUCACGAUUACUCUCUUACGAGCAAAUAUAAAGGUCAGAUAUGAAAAAUUGUUCCUCCGCCGAGAGAUCCAUUUGCAACUACAUCCGCCCAACAUAUCUUUCUACUCACAGACCGAAAACGUUUAUCCAUUUGAACUAAGCACCGUUGACCAACUCGCAACGCGUCCCAGAUGCCGGAGGCUCAGUACCGUUACUUUGUCCGCAGACUGUAUUCGAAAGAACUGAAAGUAGCCAAAUGAUUCCCCGCUGAAUGAGUUAUAAAUUUUGUUUUUUUUUAUUCACACAUGUAGUUUUCUUAAGACAUGCAGGUUCGAUACAUAGACGUACCGUGACAUUGAUCUGUAUCUGAUUCACGGGAUAUUGGUGACGUUCUCUUGUGCAUGACUUUGUUUCUAUCUUAUGGCGUAUCUGUGCUCUAUCUUGAUCUUUUCAUUUUUUCAACUUGGUGAAGUCUGCACAUCUGUUGGCGUUCGUGUGUCUGUUUUCUUUUGUAAAACAUUUUGAAUGUAAUUAAGUAAAGCUGUUCACAAUUUUUUAAAUCGGGUCAAGGUCAAUAUUUUUAAAAACAUUAUGCGCACAUAUCCUUUUCAACUCUUUUUUUUUUUUACAGGAACAAGAAAUCAUUUCAGUGGUUUAACCAAAGCAUAAUAUUACACAUUGAUUAGUUAAUAAUUUAAUGCAAAGAAGAAAUCCAUUUUUUUAUUUUAAAAAAUAAUCCACGAGCGUUUUUUUUUCUUCCGGCUGGACUGUUCAAACCUUUGUGCCUUAACAGUCGGCCAAACCAUUCCUUUUGAGAACCUCUGAUGCAGAAAUAUCCUUUUUUUUUUUUUUGCACAAGAUUAUUUGUUGUUUCGUCCAGUAAACAUGUUUUUUUUAACAUUUAUUCGUGCCCUAUUUGACCGUUAUGUGACACGUUUCUUCGCAUUUUUAAAAAAAACAUUACAGCACUCUACUUUGAUCGCUUUCACACCUUUUUUCAACAUAUGUUUUGUUUGUUUAAAUAUUUUAAAAAAAUUAAAAAAAACCGUUUAUUAUUAUCGACUAAUCUGUUCACCAAAAUAAUUUCUAUUUGUGCCAUUUGAAUGCCAAUUUAUUUCAGAAGCAAAUUAUCAUCUAAUAUAAAAUAUAUAUAUUUGUGUAUGUACAUUAAUCAUAAUGACUGAAUUAGUUGAACUUUUAAAUAUUUGUGUACCUAAUGGAAAAAACAAAACACAACGAACAUAAUGAUAAUAAUUCAAGACAAUAAAACUAAGCUCAGCUGCGUGGUAUAAUUACGAAUUUAUAUAGAGAAAAAUCUGUUUCCAAAAGCUCAAGGGCUCUUAUAAAAAUAAAAAGUGUUUUAAUAGUUCUUGUUUUUUUUUUUUUAAUUACAUUCAGAAAAGGCUUCAGAAAAUUUUGGCACUAACAAUAAAAAAAAGAAAAAAAAAAAAAAAAAAAAAAAAAAAAAAUAAAAAAAAAAAAAAAAAAAAAAAAAAAAAAAAAAAAAAAAAAAUUAUGUUAAAAUUAUUGCAUGAAAAAUAAACUCUAUUCCAAGUUCAAUCUACGGGUUAAUGAUCUAGGUCAGAGUUACAAGAAAAAUGACCUCAGACAUCGAAUACAUCACAGUUAAUCUAAAAUGAAAUGACUAAAUCUAAUACAUUAAAAAAAAAAACUAUUAAAAAUACAAAUAGAUGUCUUCACAAUUUAUAAAUGUAUGUCAGUAUAGUAAAUCAUGAAGACAAAAAACAACAUGACGUUAUUUUGAAGGCGACAGACCUGGGUCUAUCUCAAACAUUGAACUUUUUCUUAUUAUGAACCAAGACCAUCCAUUGCACUUGAUACUGUCUUUUCUUUUCUCCAUGUAAGAGGUAGGAAUUAAUGGGGAGGUUCUCAUAAUACACAAUGUGACCCGCUACUGUGGGGACAGCUACGAGUGUGUGGCAUUCAACAACGUGCCGCCCAUGGCAACGAAGCUGAUCAAGGUUUCAGUGGAAUGUAAGUCUGUCUGUUUAUGGUGCAGUGGUCGACAAGUCACGGUUCACGAGCCGCAUGCGGCUCUUUAACGAACUGAGUGCGGCUCGGUCAGUCGGCCACAAAUCGGUUUAUGACCCCAAAAAACAAUGGUUCUUGACAAGAAAUUUCGCUCUAAAAUGUUUUAAAUCGUCCUGGUCUUGAUUUUUGGCUCUUUUGACUAAUGAGUUUGUCGACCACUGUAUAUUACUGAGAUAUGCUUUUUAUAUGGUCAAUGUUGUAUCAGUUUUCCGUCUGUCGUGCCACUGUCUAAGCACCCGUGUCUAGUUGUCUGAUACAUUCUUUCCGUGUCUGACCGCCUAGUUGCUCCUGAGAUAUACCUCCCCAAUAAGAGGAUCGGCCAAGAGAAGGGCAAAGAGACCAUUCUCGAAUGUUCAGUAACAGCUUUCCCCCACGCCGUUACCAUGUGGAUGAAGGACGGCGUCAAGCUGACCACAUCUCCAAAAUACAGGUAAAACGACCCCGUCAUUGAACAAUGACCACAUAAGGUUCAAUCAAACAACAAAGGGCACAGUUCUAUUAACAAAUAACUAAAGAUAAAUAAACCACAAAACCAAUUAUCACCAGCAGAUACAAACUGGUGCACCAAUAUCAUGUUGCCAGAUGAUAAAAUAUUUAAAAAAAAAAAGAUUUAUAAGUUAAAUUAAUUGUUAUAUUUGAGACCCUCUGAAGAAGCAAGACUUCCUUCAAAAAGUCUGAAUUGACUACGAUUUUAUUUUGAUUGUUUGUAUUACAAUUAACAUGUGCCGAUUUUUUAAAGGGAAACGUUUCAGCUGUUCAUUUUUUUAAAAACUCAACCUUUGAACUCAAGGGUUGAACUCUAUGAUGAUGAGAGGAACAAACUGACUUUGAGUCUGAGAGUAUUCAACAUCAAUGAGACUGACUUCGGAGCCUACACUUGUAUAGCCGAGAACGAACUGGGGAACGAUGAGGAAACCAUGUACCUUUAUGGUAGGCUGACAAGUGUG